Molecule: messenger RNA, 1174 nt
Organism: Quercus robur (English oak)
Lineage: Eukaryota; Viridiplantae; Streptophyta; Magnoliopsida; Fagales; Fagaceae
Product: RNA exonuclease 4-like
Exons: 6
Coding region: 71-1057 (328 amino acids)
Biological process (GO): rRNA processing
Cellular component (GO): nucleus
Molecular function (GO): nucleic acid binding; 3'-5' exonuclease activity
Source: RefSeq, a predicted model, not a curated record
UAUUAACUUAAACACAAGGAUAAUCACAAAAAGGAACAAGUGUGCUGCAUGCUUUAAGCAAUUCACCAAAAUGGAGCACUUAGUGGAGCACAUGAGAACCUCCAAUCAUUCAGUUCAUGAACCCACAUGCGGAAUUUGUAAGAAACAUUGCAGAUCUUUUGAAUCUCUAAGGGAACAUCUUAUUGGCCCAUUGCCAAAAGAAGCUUGCAAAAGUAUUUUCAGCAAUCAAGGAUGCAAAUUCUGCCUAGUUAUCCUCAAUAACCCGGAUGCACUCAGGUUUCACCAAGAAAUUUGCCAACUCCCCAGUGGACUACUUGCUCAAUUGGCUAACUUGAGCAUUUUUGAGAAUUUGGCAAUCGAUACUGGCCAAAUAAGAAGGCCACAAGUAGUUGCACUCGCUUGCAAAAUGGCUAGUGGUGGCAGUGAUGGCUCCCUUGAUCUCUGUGCAAGGGUCUGCCUCAUUGAUGAAUAUGAAAGCAUAAUUUUCCAUGCUUAUGUCAAGCCAAAAAUUCCAGUCACAAACUACAGGUAUCAAACAACAGGCAUUCAAGCAGAAUACUUCAGGGAGGCAUUGCCUCUGAGCCAAGCGCAGAGGAAGAUUCUAGACUUCCUCUACAAUGGAGAACCAAUGUGGAAGAUUAGACCUACUGAUGGAAAAGCCAGUAUUCUUGUGGGUCAUAUUUUGGAUCAUGACCUUGACCUUUUACAGAUAGAUUACCCAACAACAAUGAUGAGGGAUACAGCAAAAUAUCCUCCAUUGAUGCAAACAAACAAACUCAGCAACUCUCUCAAAUACUUAGCACAAGAAUAUAUCGGGUAUGACAUUCAAACUGGCAAUGAAGACCCUUAUGAGGACUGUGUUGCAUCAAUGAGGCUUUACAAGAGAAUGAGAUCCCAAGUUCACAUACGAGAGGAUCAUCCACUGGCUUCGGACUCACAAAAUCAAAAUAAUUUUGCAUUAUGGAGGCAAAGCGAACUUGAAAAGAUGACCCCAGAACAACUAUUGGAAAUUUCAAGGUCUGAUUACUACUGUUGGUGCUUGGACUCCCAACGUUAAUGCUUGAAAGGUGUUGCAUAUAUAAUUUAGUGUGCAAGACAAUUGCAAAAUUCUUAUCCAAUUAAUGUAUUAUUCGUAGAAAUAACAAUAAAAUGGGAACGUGUCAUUUCAAUUAGA